Molecule: messenger RNA, 1114 nt
Organism: Pangasianodon hypophthalmus (striped catfish)
Lineage: Eukaryota; Metazoa; Chordata; Actinopteri; Siluriformes; Pangasiidae
Gene: fgf9
Product: fibroblast growth factor 9
Exons: 3
Biological process (GO): regulation of cell migration; positive regulation of cell population proliferation; cell differentiation
Cellular component (GO): cytoplasm
Molecular function (GO): growth factor activity; fibroblast growth factor receptor binding
Source: RefSeq, a predicted model, not a curated record
UCAACAGAUGCUUAUUCAAUCGGAAAAGUCAACCCGUAUCAGCUUCUGUAUUGCCGUGUUGGAAUUGGUUAUCAUCUACAGAUCCAGCCCAAUGGGACUAUAAGGGGUGUGCAUGAGCCGACUGAGCACAGUUGGUUGAAGGUGUUUGCAGUAAAGCCUGGAGUAGUGGGCAUUCGUGGUGUAAAGAGCAGACUGUAUUUAUGUAUGAAUAAAGAAGGAAUUGCACAAGGAAUGACACAGUUUUCACCAGAUUGUCUAUUUAAGGAGCACCUAGAGGAGAACCACUAUACAACAUAUUCAUCUGCAGCUCAUCCAGGCCUAUACCUGGCCCUGUCCCACCGAGGACAGCUCAGGAGAGGUGACUUGGUGGGUCCACACCAUGUCAGCAGCCACUUCCUGCCUCGCAAAGUCCCGAUGAGCUAAAACAACAUCAGCACUUUAAUAAGCAACUAUACCGCUCCAUAUACACCACGGCUUUUGUUCUGAAGAAGAAUGGGCUGUCUGAACAGAAGAAAUACUUCCACUGAGGUAGAAAACAGAUGCAAGAUUUCUUUUGAAAUACAACAGGCUGAAUAAACCACUGUUUAAUAUGGAUACGGUCAUGUACAGUUCCAGGGUUCUUUGCAAAUUUGCUUCUCUAGGCUUAUUGAUGGAUUGCUGGUACAUGCUUAAAGUGUAUACACCGCAUAGUGUACCAAUGUCCCAAGCGACUCCCGUGCAUGGAUAUUUUGACAAAGAAAUUCAAUCUGUUAAUGAAAGAAAUUAGACUUCUGUACAAGCCCACUCAGAAAGCCGGCUCCAAUGGACAGAGAAAUCACUAUAAUGGAAAGAGAACUGGAAAAAAGACUUUAAAUCUGCACAGGGCAUAUACAGUAGAUUAAGGGACUUUUAGAUUUCACUGGGGGGCACGGGGCUCAAGACUGUUUAAGUAAAACCUUACUCUUAUGUAUGUAUGUAAUUUUAAUAUAUACCAAAAUAACGCACAUACAAACAAAGAAAAAAUAGUCCUCUUAUUUGACAAGGAGGUUUAAGAGGUUCACUUUGCAGCAUGGGACUUGGCAUUGGACCCCAAUUUCCCCCUUCACCUAAGAUCAGGAAAUUGCAAGUCCAGGAC